AUGAACAUCAAAAAUCAAGAUAUUUUACCAGAAACCAGUGAAGAACAAUUAGCAUGUCUUGCUAGCAAUCGGGAGAGUAAACAAAAAAGUCAAAAAAGAAAACCAGAAAAUGAACAAAUACAACAGAAUAAUAGCAAUGAGCAAGCAUGUAAUCUAAAUGUAAUGAAUAUUGUUACUAAACAGACUAAUAAUAAUCAAGAUACUCUAGAUCAAUGCCAAAGUAAUACUAAUAUACUUAAUAAGCUAGAUCAAAAUACUCUUGAUCAAGGCCAAAGUAAUGCUGAUUUACUUAAUAAGCUGGAUCAAGAUACUCUUAAUUAA
Molecule: messenger RNA, 321 nt
Organism: Dentiscutata heterogama
Lineage: Eukaryota; Fungi; Glomeromycota; Glomeromycetes; Diversisporales; Gigasporaceae
Source: the annotation of a GenBank genome assembly